UUGCGUUGCAAUAUUACGCCAAAACGCGGAACUUUUUCUUUCCCGCCAACAUAUUCCACCCCCCCCCGGGGGCGGGGAAAAAACCAACAAAACACACCACAGUACCCUUCACUUCGACGAAACCCAUCGGAGUACUCCAUUUUCUUCCACCUGCAAAUCCUUGGCCACCUCUGUUUGCGACGGCUUGAUCUCCAUUUGAAGGCGUCGCUGCGUCCACUCCUCCGUUGUUCUUACUGGCCCAUUUUCGGAGUCCCAUUUUCUCACAUCCUUCUCCCCUUCGUUUGUGUUUCUCCAUUUUCGCCUACCUGCAAAUCCACCCAUCGGUUACCCCGGUUUGCACGCGGCUUUCUCACUUGACUGUCCUCCUGCGGAAGCUAGCCCUACGUUUCCUUCCCCUACAAAAUCACCUCCUUCUUGCCUCCGUUUCGUUUCGGAGUUACUUUUUGGGCAUCAAGUAUUGUCAACCGAGGCUGAUUUUCAGAGAAUAUAUUCCGUACAGCACUCACUACCCCUUUGCAUAGGGUUUUCUGCCUCAUAAACCUUGAGGUCAACCACCCAAAAUUUCAAUCUGUCCACAUUGUUGCCAUGAUGUGCAUGCCAUAAAAACAAGAAACUGCUCACCACCACCUUCAUCACUCCACAACGAUCUACAUGACAACCCCGGUGCUGUAUCAUUUUCUCCAUCUUCUCCUUUGCUCCACACGCAAAUGGACAAAAGUUGGAUGAACUUGACUGAUAGACUUCUAUCGCCUGCAUACGCUGAGGGUGUUAACACUUUCCUCACCCUGGCACGAAACCAUUCCCGGGGAAGUGAUCGCAUUCGGUGUCCAUGCCGUUCAUGUUGUAAUAAUCUCUUCUUGCCUAUAUUUAAUGUGGAGACUCACUUGUUCAUUAAAGGGAUCAAUCCAAAUUAUACCCAAUGGAUAUUUCAUGGGGAGGAGGAGACACGGAGUUUCAAUGAUGACGACGACAAGUAUAUUGAUGACAUGGACCAUAUGUUAGAUGACAUCCAGGCAGGCACAUUCGUUGAUGUUCCCCGAGAUCAUAGCAAUCCAUUGCCAACUGGUGGAUCAAUACCAGAUGCUCCCCCAAGUUCAUCUACCGACCAGCUACUAGAGGAUGCCCGAUGUCCACUUUUUUCUGGUUGUACAGAUGCGACUUCCCCCACGGUGCUUGGAGCAAACCAGGAACAGCCCAAACGUAGACGUGGGCCUGCUAAGUGCACCGAGUUCAAGAAGUUGAGGAAGCAUGGAAAAGUGUUUUUGAAGAUUAAUGACGGCGAAACAGCACCAUGUUGUGAGAACGCAUCAAUGUUCACGACACGUGUAAAGCAAAUAGUACGACAACAUUGUGACAUGAGUUAUACGAGAUGGACAGAUGUGCCGCAAGCACAAAAGGACAAGUUGAUUGACUGUGUUCGGGGUGACUUUGUCUUGGAUUGGGAUCUGGAGAAUCAUAGAUUGACAGUCUUGAAGCAGCUACGUAAGCGGUUCAAUGCAUUCCAUCAUGAAUUACACAAAAAAUAUUUAUCAUACGGAAGUCAUGAAGAAGCAUUGGCUUCUGGGAGUAGCAUGGUCGACCCUGCCAUUUGGGUUAAGUUGUGUGGGAGGUGGGGAAGCGAUGACUUCAAGAAAAUCUCAAGACAAAAUCGGGAGAAUAGAAAGAGGCUAACCAUUAACCACACAGCAGGCCGCAAAUCCUUUGUUAGGAUAUUGGAGGAGAAGCGGGCUACGAAUGCGAAUUUGGUGGAGUUCUAUAAGGAGACUCGCUGGUCAAAGAAGAACGGUAAAUUUGUCACCUCAGCCACUGAAGAUACUUAUAAGGAGAUGGUUGGCAAGCUGGAUGAUCUAGAGCCUGAACAACGCACCGAUGAGGUAGCAGCGAGUGUAUUUAGGGAGGUACUUGGUCAUAGACCGGGAUACGCAAGGGGAUUAGGAGAGAUGGUCAUCCCAGAGUCGACAAGACAACGGGACCGUGAACAAGAAAAAGAGUACCUUGCCUUAAUUGAAAAACACAGGAAAGAUGCCGACAAUUACAAGACGCAAGUUGAUGAAAUGAGGGAUGAAAUGCGAGUACUUCGGGAGAGGCAAAAUGAAACUGAUAAGAUGUUGAAGGCAUUCUUCGACAAUUUUUCGUCUUUCACUGAGUCUCUUCAGGCUCGUGGAGAGACUUAGUGAGCUACCUUCAGAAAUCAUGGGAAGGGCUUUUUUGUGAAUUGGUGGGCACUUUUUGGUAGUGGGAGAUGGUGGGUGGCCAAUAUGUAAAUAUAAGCAUAUAUAUAUAUUUUCACACACAUAUAUAUAUCAUAUAUGAAGAGGAAGGUUAUCUACUUUUGUAUUGUGGGAGACUUUGGGUAGUUGAGGAUUUUUUGGGCUUGACUGUAUGAAAGUUUGGUUAUAUCUUGAUGAGUAGUUCCAAUUAUCUAGACGGUUGUUGGGUAAGGAUCUGACUGGCGUGGGCUUAAAAGAAUUGCAGCAACUUGAACAGCAAUUAAGUGAAGGAUUAUUGUCAUUGAAGGAGAUGAAGGAGCAAUUAUUGAUGGAGCAGCUGGACCGCAAUCUAGAAUGCAGGCUUGGACAUACAUUCUGCUAGCAUAUGAGGGUAUCAGAUGGGAUGCACAAUAGAAGUAGGAGCUCACUGCUACUUGGGAGAAACUUACACCUGGUUCUGUGUUUUUGAGUGUAGAGCAAAGGUCAAAAUUGUGUGAUAAGAUGGAGAGGGAUUUGGAUUAGAAGGGGGCGGCUUUUCUUAAACAUGGUGAAACAUCUCAGUCCUUGUCACUUUCGGAUAUUUUCACUUUGAAGGAUGGGUCUAUAACACCUGUACUUAAACAUCAAAAAGAAAGUCUGAAUUUUCCACGGAAGCCGGCUUGAAAUAUUUGAUCUUAGGUGCAUUUCCCUCUGGAAUCUUACUGUUUGGAUUGGAGUGGAGAGAUGAAAAUAUCAAAUAUCCCAAAACUAGAAGGGCAUUGAUGCAGUCAUGUUGAAGCUGUUCUACCCAUCCCUCAUGCCCAGGUGCAUUUUGUUAUAACUGACUAUAUAUAAUUUUUAAAGAUAGAGCAGCACAAUUGACAAAUUUCAAUGAAUGUGCUCAUUUUCAGAUUUGUGUCGCAUAAUGUGUUCUCAAUAUUUAGUCGUUAAGUUGUAGGUUCUAGGUUCCAAUUGGUCCACCCCAGUGUAUAGCCCAUAAUUACAUUAAUGUGAAUUCCCAAUUGAGUUUGGAUGAAUGAAUGUCUCUAAUUUAUUAAAUUAGAUGAAAAUGGUGCUCAAAGAUUUGAACAUGGGAAUCCUACAUGUUCAUCAGUGCA
Messenger RNA from Carya illinoinensis, 3307 nucleotides. RefSeq lists its product as uncharacterized. NCBI's taxonomy places the organism in Eukaryota, Viridiplantae, Streptophyta, Magnoliopsida, Fagales, Juglandaceae. The transcript is spliced from 11 exons. Bases 708 to 2174 code for a protein of 488 amino acids. The record is from RefSeq and is a predicted model, not a curated record.